Lindgomyces ingoldianus is the source of this 891-nucleotide messenger RNA. RefSeq lists its product as uncharacterized. Lineage: Eukaryota; Fungi; Ascomycota; Dothideomycetes; Pleosporales; Lindgomycetaceae. The record is from RefSeq and is a predicted model, not a curated record. The transcript has 2 exons. Bases 228 to 731 code for a protein of 167 amino acids.
AAGCACUGAAGGCUGCCAACUUUCCGCCUCGUGAGAAAACUAGUUGUUGGUUGGAAUGCACAAAAUGGCUCGCCGCGUCAUGCCACUGAGCUGUUGUCUCCCAAAACAGCAAGACCGCCAACCUACCUGGACACCAGCAGAAUAACGACGUUAUCUGGUAUCACCGGGGUGUCUCUCGCUCAGAAACGUCUUCGUUCGCAAGCAAUGCACGAGAUUGUGUCAUCUCUAUGGCGCUGUCUCCGUUCGCGCGAGCGUCAGGGACGAUUCGUGUCCUGUUGCUAUGCCCCUCGAUCAGCGUUGGGAGCAUUGAUUGCAAUUCCUCAACACAAUUUGAGGGCCAUAUCCAACGAAGGACGAGACAGUUCGAUUGUCGAGCUGCAAGAUUACCAGAAACGUGGCGCGAAUGGUGGUUCAGUGGUUCGCUUCACCCGCGAACGCCGCUCAGCCAGCCUGACCUUGUUCUCUCCUCCAAUCAAGGGGCAAGGAAUGACCUGGGGCCUCGGCCUUGGGCAUUCGCCUGUUUGGGAGCCCGGCCAUGGCGAACCAAUAUUGAUGGCAGCUUGGAACGCCUGUUCGGUGGAUAUUUUGCCGACCGCUUUUUACCACUGACAAGCGAAAUAACGACUUCAUGCCUAUCCACAUUCCUGCCAGCCGGUCUGCCCGCAGUGGUCCGUCGCAGAGCAACUCGUGCAGGGGCCCUGCAGACGUGCCGUGGGAGGCAACGCCAGUGAAGGUGACUUGCAUAUCAUGUCUGGCUGUCAUUCGCCGGUGAACGCUAGGAUGGCACAGACCCAGGGUGCGCGACCCCCACGUUGCUCUUUGCAAAGUUCACAUAUUCUGGUCCGGUUGAUGGAGGCAGGAACAGCUGCUCGAGCAAUAUACUCUUAUCUC